UUUCCUGCUGAGCGGAUGUGUCACUCUGUCGAAGAGACAUGAGCUCGCUACAGUUCAACAGCGUCCUGCUGGAGAUCUCGAACCAGCUGUCCGGCGACGAGCUGGACAAGAUGAAGUUCCUGUGUCGGGACAAGAUCGGGAAGAAGGACAUGGAGAAGAUCAGCAGCGGAGUCCGGCUCUUCCAGCUGCUGACGGAGAGAGGCGAGCUGGGAGCGGAGAAACCCGAGUUCUUGUCCAAGUGCCUCGAACACAUCCGGCGGAGAGACCUGGCGGACAUGCUGCAGAGUUUCGAAAGCCCCUGUGGGAUCGGCAGCCACCCGGACCGGGAGGAGACAGCUAAACUGGACAUUGCCACAGAGGUGAUCGCAGAAAACCUGGGAAAGAUGUGGCGCAAACUGGGCCGCAAACUUGGUUUGAAUGAAGUGAAGCUGGAGUCCAUCUACAGGAGGCAUCCCACGGACCUGGAGGAGACGGUGGUGGAACUGCUAAAGGAUUGGAGGAAGAGUCGGGGUGCCGAGGCCCAAACCAACGAGCUGCUGAAGGCCCUCAGGGACUGUCAGUUCAACCUGACAGCUGCUAAAGUGGAGGACAAAUUGGCAGACACGGGAUAUUGAUGAAGAUCUACAGAUCAAACGAGACAAACUAUGGGAAUUAAAAUGAUAAAUGAGAUGAAUUAAAUGAUGAUUGUUGAAGAAAUGAAUGGAAAGUGAAAGUGAGAUUAAAGAGUUGACAUUUUUUAGUUUAAA
Molecule: messenger RNA, 746 nt
Organism: Scophthalmus maximus (turbot)
Lineage: Eukaryota; Metazoa; Chordata; Actinopteri; Pleuronectiformes; Scophthalmidae
Product: FAS-associated death domain protein
Exons: 2
Coding region: 39-614 (191 amino acids)
Biological process (GO): signal transduction; regulation of apoptotic process
Molecular function (GO): protein binding
Source: RefSeq, a predicted model, not a curated record